GCGGAAGCUGCCUCAGAGAGGGCGGAAGUGAAGAGCGGCUCGCCGGAAGUCGCCUCAUGAUGGGGGAGAAGAAAACGUCGGCCCGCGUGCCCGAGGGCGCCCCCCGGCGGGUGCUGGACGGCGCCACGCGGCAGCGGCGGCUGCACCGGCAGCUGGAGGCGCUGGAGAACGACAACUUCGGGGACGACCCGCAGGCGGGGCUGCCGCGGCCCGGGAAGCGGCUGCCGCACUUCAGCGACACCGCCGAGACCGGCAAGAAGAAGAAGAAAACUCGGGGCGAUCAUUUCAAGCUGCGCUUCCGCAAAAACUUCCAGGCGCUGCUGGAGGAGCAGAACCUGAGCGCGGCCGAGGGCCCCAAUUACGUCUCGGCCGCGGCCGCCCCGUCCCGGCUGCCCCAGCGCCAUUUCUGCGCCGUGUGCGGCUUCCCCUCGGGCUACACCUGCGUCACCUGCGGGGCCAGGUACUGCUGCAGCCGCUGCCUGGGCACGCACCAGGACACCAGGUGCCUGAAGUGGACGGUGUGACCCCUCCCCCAACAUGGCUGCCACGGCCACACCCACAACAUGGCUGCUGUGACCCCACCCCAAAAUGGCCGCCGUGACCCUGCUUGGUUUAAUCCUGCCCUCAAAAUGGCCACCAAAGCUCCACCCCCAAGAUGGCCGCCAAGGCUAUAACACCAACAUGGCUGCCAUGGCCACAGCCCCAUCCCAAAAUGGCUGCCAUGGCCACACCCCCUAAAAUGGACACUUUGGCCACACCCCCCCAAGGUGGCGGCGGCCGCGCCCGUGUUGAACCAAAAUCGGUUUUUUUUCCUACCAAAA
Messenger RNA from Oenanthe melanoleuca, 821 nucleotides. It is a transcript of the gene ZNHIT1, whose product is annotated as zinc finger HIT-type containing 1. The record is from RefSeq and is a predicted model, not a curated record. Gene Ontology annotation, biological process: chromatin remodeling. NCBI's taxonomy places the organism in Eukaryota, Metazoa, Chordata, Aves, Passeriformes, Muscicapidae. Gene Ontology annotation, molecular function: nucleosome binding. The coding region runs from base 57 to 524 and encodes 155 amino acids. Gene Ontology annotation, cellular component: Swr1 complex. The transcript is spliced from 5 exons.